AUCUAGCCGAUCAAGUAGUGUUUGGAAGAAUUUACUUUGGUAGCGUGCUGUCAAUCGGGGUUGCCAUUUUAGGUUUGAGUAUUCUUCGUACUGCAGACAACAUCACAUUAGAACCUAAAUCCUCUUCGGAUAUUAAGUUUCACUAAAAUGUCUGCUCCGCAAGAUACGCCCGAGAAUACAGAAGCUGUAAACGAUCAGACGAUGUCUUCGUCGCCGUCUUCACGCAAUCACUUUCUCAUACCAAGUCCCAUACCAACUCGACGAAACCGAUCGUACUCGGCAUCAGAAAAAGCUUUGCGUGCUCCUAGUAUGAAAGGAACCAUCAAAACCUUCUGUCGGCAACGUGGUCAUGGAUUUAUUACUCCAGAAGACGGCUCAGAACCUAUUUUCGUACACAUUUCAGAUAUUGAAGGAGAGUUUGUGCCAAAGGAGGGUGAUGAGGUGACGUUUAGAACUAUCCCCAUACCACCACGUAUGGAGAAGAAACAGGCAGCACAUGUUGUUAUUACACACUUAAAGCCUGGUGUCACACACGAACGCUGGGACUCGCCUGUUCCACGUGAUCCCGAGGAUGGAGGGAUGAUGUAAUUGAGUUCCUUUAAAUCUGUUGUAAUGAUGCUUGAAAUGAUGUUCUAUAGUUAAAAGACAGUUUUGAGCCUAUGAGGCCUUGAAUCUGUUUUUUUAAUUGUGAAAACACUUCAACCAUGAAAUGCUUGCAGUAAUUCUGAAGUAGGAUAUUGUAAUAUUUGAUAUUCAUCUACAAUUUUCUGUGGUUUUAGUUACCUCUUUUAAAGUGUAUAAACACAACAUUUUGUUUGAAAACUAUGAAUUCUUAUAGCUGCAGUGAAUAGUUUGCAUUGCUUGAUGGUUGGCAUGUAUUUCGUAGAUGACCAGAAAGGAAAAUCUCUUCUGUCUCCUAUCUUAUCCCUGAUAAGUAGGCAUGAAGCCAAAUCAGUUUAAGAAGUGUUGCUAUGAUUUGUCAUAGAUUGAACUGCUGUUUGACAUUAGUAUCCACUUAGAAACUUGUGUAUUUUUGCGUACUCAGUGCAAAAAGGUGCAUGUUGAUUCUUCAUGGUGUGGUAAUAGCAUUGCUGAUUGCUUACACAAGCAUUUUGAUUUUUGAGUUCAGUGACCCAGCAGUCAAGGUACACAGACUAAAGGGUAAAUGUAUAAUACUUUUCUUCCACUCUGCAGAGGGAAAAACAUUUUUGAAAGGCCAGUUGUACAGAUUUGACCAUACUGCAGACGUAUAAAUAAUUACAUAAUAUUUUGCAGAUUUGGGGACAUGACUGCCUUUCUUGUUUUUGAUCAGAGAUGAAAAUCCAAAGGAAACUUAGCUGCAGAAGUUGCACUAGAAGUACUCACAUCACUUAAUUUUUUUAUGUGUAUAUUAGGUGAUGCAUAAUUUUUGUGGCACUUUGUUUUAGACUGUAUGAGAAAAUGAUUGAAGAGUUAGAGGAUGCUUACGUUUGACUUUUGACAUUUUGUGUUGGCUGUUUUCUCCAAAUCAAGUUGCUUUUCACACUACGCCUGGGGCAACUACAUCGUUAAUUACACAAUUGCCAUGGCCAGCAUUGGCCUUAUGUCAACUGUAGUGGAUAUCCAGGGUUAGUGUGUUAAAGGUCGAUUUCUUCAAUAUUUGCUCCAUAAUUGAAGAGUGAAUGUUAUGUUUAUUUGUGAAAUAGAAUGCAGUAGCAUACUUAAUGCUGUGUUGAUGAUUGUAGAGAUGUCGAAAGUGGAUUUUUACCUCAUCUGUUUCUUUUUCUGCACUUCUGAAAAAAAAACAAACCAUGCAGGCUUUUCUGUCAUGCGAAGUGUAUUUUAAACUAAUUCAUGCUGUAUUGAAAAACAUCUCAAGUUCUUCAGUUAAAUAGAAAUAAUCAUUUUGAACCUCUUUGAUGUUUUGGGUUUUUUGUUACCAUUUUACAAAUUAUUUAUAUUACUUUUUAUUUUAAGCAAUUAUGUUUUGUGUUUAACAUGCACCACAUGUUAAUGAAUGGAUUUGCUGUAUUUUGAGAAAAGAUCCACUGGUUCAUUUUUCUUAUUCUACAAUUUAAAUGUAUUCAUAGCCUUGCCUUAAUGUCUUAAGUUGCAUGCCAUCCACUUAAAAGUUAGGGAAUUUUGUAUCUUUAUUUUAAAAAAAAUAUAAAACAAUACUUCGUGCA
Molecule: messenger RNA, 2165 nt
Organism: Pomacea canaliculata
Lineage: Eukaryota; Metazoa; Mollusca; Gastropoda; Architaenioglossa; Ampullariidae
Product: calcium-regulated heat stable protein 1-like
Exons: 4
Coding region: 148-588 (146 amino acids)
Biological process (GO): regulation of mRNA stability
Cellular component (GO): cytoplasm
Molecular function (GO): mRNA 3'-UTR binding
Source: RefSeq, a predicted model, not a curated record